Molecule: messenger RNA, 1855 nt
Organism: Melanotaenia boesemani (Boeseman's rainbowfish)
Lineage: Eukaryota; Metazoa; Chordata; Actinopteri; Atheriniformes; Melanotaeniidae
Product: C-type mannose receptor 2-like
Exons: 5
Coding region: 377-1483 (368 amino acids)
Source: RefSeq, a predicted model, not a curated record
CUGCAUUACAAUAACCUCUUUUUAAAGGCAGUAAAAGCAAAAGAAAAAUGACUGAAACAACCUCAGUUUUUUUCCACUGAAUUCAGUAAAUAUUUUCAGUAUUUCUGUAGCAACGGCAGCAUCUAGUUGAACAUAUUGUUUUACACAAAUUCAGAAAGAGGCAGCUGUGAUGUGUUCAACCUUCUGGAAGGACUGCAGAUAUACACACACCAUGUUCUUUUCUUUCCUUCUUCUUUCUAUCUUUCACCAUAAAAUCCUUUUAGCAAGUUUACAGGUUUUGCAUUUUUCCCCUAAAUGUAAAAGUAAGUGUUUGAAAUCACUGCAUUUGUCUCAACAGUAAGGUAUAUAAGUCCAGUCGAACAGAGAAAGUGGAAACAUGCAGCUGAGUCUGUUUCUACUCAACCUGGUUGGUCAAUGUUGUUUCACCACAUGUCUCCUCUAUGAGUAUCGCUAUAUUAAAGAUAAGAUGACGUGGUCCGUAGCCCAGCAGUACUGCAGGAACAAAUACACUGACCUGGCCACAGUGGCAAACAUGACAGACAUGAAGAGACUCUAUAAAUCCACCAUGAUGCAGGGCGGCGAAGCGUGGAUUGGUCUGUACAAAGAUGUAAAGCGGACCUGGCACUGGUCUCUGCCUGGUGUGGAGUUCAAUGACAAUAUGACAAACUGGCAACAAGGAGAAGGAAAUGUAACAGGAACUGAGAACUGUGGGUUUAUAAAUAAAGUUUUCAAGUGGGGAGAUGAUCCUUGUGUAGGAAAGGACCAUUUUUUUCUCUGUUUUAAUGAAAGCAAUCCAUCUCAGAAAAUCUAUUUGAUUGAAGAAAAUAAAGCCUGGUGGGAAGCUCAGAGAUAUUGUAGAGAGAAACACACAGACCUGGUCGGUGGAGUAGACCAGCUACAAGAUGAAGAACUGAAGAGACUGGUGAACAGCAGUGACAAUAAUAUUUUUUAUAUCGGCCUGUUCAAAGACAGCUGGAGAUGGUCUGAUGGGAGCAGUUUUUCUUUCAGACAGUGGAACGUGUCAAUCACAGAUCCUCAGAGCCAAACCACAGACCAAUGUGCUGUGAUGGUGAAAGACUCAGAAAGAUGGAACAGUCGUAGCUGUAAUGAGGAAAAACCCUUCUUCUGUUAUGAUGAUAAAGUGAUCCUUAUCCGACAACAGAUGAACUGGGAGAAUGCCUUAUACUACUGCAGGGAACACCACCGUGAUCUGGUCACCAUCACUAACCUGGAUGAGCAGAGAUGGGUCCAGGAGAAAACCAAGAAUGCCACAACUCCAUAUGUCUGGACGGGACUGCGCUACACCUGCACUCUGGAUUUCUGGUUCUGGGUCAGUAAUCAGGCGGUCACCUAUAAGAACUGGGCCUCAGGUCAAGAUGGGAAUGACUGUGACAUGUCUGGAGCCAUGGAGACAGGAGGAGAGCAUAAGUGGUUCAAAAUAAAUGACAACGACAAGAUGAAUUUCAUCUGUUCUAAAUCUUAAACGUCUUUACUGAUCUUGAAGAAACCUGCAUUUGCUGUAAUGUGAUUGGUUAGUCUUAUGUUGUCAAUAUAAUGAGUUCCCUUUAAUCACCUAUGUUGUUGUUAUUACUGAACCUAGUGCUGUAUCGACCUCCUCUGGCUCGAUUAAAAAAAGAAAAAAGAAAAUUAAAUAAAAUAAAUCUUUAUGUUUAAAUCUAAUGCAUGUCAUAUUUUACUUAACCAGCCUGGUUUAAACGUGUCUGACCUGAUGAAAUUAUCUAAGAGAAUAGAAGACAGUAACUGCUUUCUUUUUUAUGUUUUGGGCCCAGAAUAAAUCUAUGCUUUGUUCAUACAAUAUAAACCUUGCAGGGUUUAGAUCCAAGGAUUCAGGUCA